AUGUAUCAGAUAUUUUCGCUGCUGAUGCAGCCUGGACCCUUUUGCCGCCAUAGCUUUGUGUUGGAAGUGAAGAGCAGAACCUUCACACCCACCAUCUCCAGGGAUCAUCAUCACCACCCACCAUCACCACCCUGCAUCACCACCCAUCAUCACCACCCACCAUCACCAGCCUCCAUCACUACCCAUAAUCACCACCCACCAUCACCACCCAUCAUCACCACCCAUCAUCUCCAGGGAUCAUCAUCACCACCCACCAUCACCACCCACCAUCACCACCCACCAUCACCAGCCUCAAUCACCACCCAUCAUCAGCAGCCUCUAUCACCACCCAUCAUCACCAGCCUCCAUCACCACCCAUCAUCACCAGCCUCUAUCACCACCCAUCAUCACCACCCAUCAUCACCACCCAUCAUCACCACCCUCCAUCACCACCCACCAUCACCACCCUCCAUCACCACCCAUCAUCACCAGCCUCCAUCACCACCCAUCAUCACCACCCAUCAUCACCACCCACCAUCACUACCCAUCAUCACCAGCCUCCAUCACCACCCAUCAUCACCACCCACCAUCAUCACCCACCAUCACCAGCCUCCAUCACCACCCAUCAUCACCACCCAUCAUCACCAUCCACCAUCACCACCCACCAUCACCAGCCUCCAUCACCACCCAUCACCACCACCCAUCAUCACCACCCACCAUCACCAGCCUCCAUCCCCACCCAUCAUCACCACCCAUCAUCACCACCCACCAUCACCAGCCUCCAUCACCACCCAUCAUCACCACCCACCAUCACCACUGCAUCACAGUUACGUCCAGGAUGGCACAGGCAGUUUCCAGGAUUUCCCCAAACCAGUAACCUUCAACUACCUGCUUCAUGGUCCUACCUGUCACAGACCGUCAUAUGAGGACCAAACUGAUGGAUGCGACCACCAGAGCUGCCUCGAGUGA
This is a messenger RNA of Haliotis rubra (blacklip abalone), 948 nucleotides long. Its product is annotated as leucine-rich repeat extensin-like protein 3. The record is from RefSeq and is a predicted model, not a curated record. The transcript has 2 exons. Bases 1 to 948 code for a protein of 315 amino acids. NCBI's taxonomy places the organism in Eukaryota, Metazoa, Mollusca, Gastropoda, Lepetellida, Haliotidae.